This is a messenger RNA of Parathielavia appendiculata, 1099 nucleotides long. RefSeq lists its product as uncharacterized. Lineage: Eukaryota; Fungi; Ascomycota; Sordariomycetes; Sordariales; Chaetomiaceae. The transcript has 2 exons. Bases 204 to 974 code for a protein of 256 amino acids. The record is from RefSeq and is a predicted model, not a curated record.
GACUCGGACGGUCAGGAGUCGGGCUGAGCCUCUGGCUGUUGUCGACAUCUUCACCGAAUUCAACUCACCGGCACAAUUUGCUUGUGUCCAGGACGCUCAUCGACCCGUCUGAGUCGUCUCAACAGGUUCUUUGCCGCCUGUCGUGAGCAUCCCAACCCAGCUCUGUGAGAGGUACUUGGCCCCUAUCAUAGCUCUCAACCGCAAUGGCCGGUUUCCACAACACGUACCACCGCGACGGGUACCGCGCUGGCUUUAGCCAGCCAAACGGCGAGAGGUGUUCCCUGCCGGGGAUUAGAGAGAUGGUGCCAGAGAUUGACGAGGUCCUGCCUAGGCCACCAUGGACUGGCCCCGCCCGAACCCCGUCCUGGCCAACAAGUCCAGGGCCAUGUUCACCAGGCGCGGGCGCGACGCCUCCGUAUCGGUACACACAUUCGUUGGUUCACCAGCCCCUCGCUGGUCCGUCAGCCGACGAGGAGAGGGGGCAUGCUGUGGCAUGGCAGCCUGAUCCAGGGCACAAUGUCCCUCGGCGGCUCCCGACAACGGUGUCGCCCGCACGCCCGCCCAGCGCCGUGCCGCCUCCGGGCAGCUGGGCGCCCGACUACGAUGAGGCGGACCCCUACCGCAGCCAGCGGCGGUACAGCCAAGGGUCGCACGGGUACGUCGGCCACCACCACGGCAUCUACCGGCCCCCUGUUGGCGCCCACGCCUUCGCCUCGGUCGGCGCCUACGGGCCAGCCGACGGACAGCACGGCGGAGCGUCCGACGGCGACCCCAAAUCCGUCAAGCGUGGAGCGGCGAUGUCGGACGGAGAGCCGGAAGAGCGGCGGAAGCGGCGCAAUUUCUCGGCGGACACCACCGAGGCCCUCAAGAAGUGGGUGGAAACGAGGAUUGACAAUCCGCACUUUGACCCAAAAGAGGUGGCAGAGACUGCAAAGAAGACGGGGAAAACUAGGAGUGAGUUCUACCUUCCUUAAUAUCCUCUGCUGUUCUGUCAAGGUCCCCCUCUUGGCCAAUCCAAAGCAAAGAGCACCCACCCCCCAUCAACCCCAAUCCUUUCCAAUGGCUGUCCCAGUAGCUGUGCCAGUACCUAACUAACCCA